This is a messenger RNA of Corticium candelabrum, 638 nucleotides long. Its product is annotated as 3-oxo-5-alpha-steroid 4-dehydrogenase 1-like. Gene Ontology annotation, biological process: lipid metabolic process. Gene Ontology annotation, molecular function: oxidoreductase activity, acting on the CH-CH group of donors. The record is from RefSeq and is a predicted model, not a curated record. NCBI's taxonomy places the organism in Eukaryota, Metazoa, Porifera, Homoscleromorpha, Homosclerophorida, Plakinidae.
AUGGAUCUCUUCAUUCAGAGACAAUUGAUGGAUAUACUUUUAGCUGCUUCUGUUUCUGUGUUAUUUAUUUCCAUUCAAUAUGCUGUAUUUUGGCUUUAUUCUUCUAGAUCACUUAUCUACCCGUGGCUGAUUCGGAGCGACUCACCAAUAACAUGCAUCACUUUCUCCUUUGGUAUUGUGAUUAAUGUGGUUAGUGGGUAUCUUUAUGGCAGAUAUCUCACUGAAUUUGCUACCUACUCUGAAGAAUGGCUCUACCACCCAUGUUUCAUCAGUGGAAUUGUCCUGUUCUUCAUUGGAAUGGCAGUUAACAUUCAUGCCGACUUGUUGAGAACUCUCAGAAAUCCGGGGGAAACAGGAUACAAGAUACCAAGAGGUGGCCUAUUUGAGUAUAUCUCUGCUGCCAAUUUCUUUGCCAAAAUCAUUGAAUGGAUUGGCUAUGGUGUGGCCAGUUGGUUUCUAGUUGGGCUGAUCUUGCCAUUACUAACAGUGUGCAACCUAUUACCAAGAGGACUUCAUCAUCACAGGUAUUAUCAUAAUAAAUUCGAAGACUACCCGAAAGACAGGAAGGCUGUCAUUCCGUUCACCUUGUAAGAACUGAGCGCACAUCUCCCUAAUCAAUAAGCCGUGUCCGAUUGUUA